AUGGCCAGCGUCACUUCUUGUGCCCCGUUAGAACCUGCAUCAAUUUCUUUGGCCCUUGAGAAGAUCUCGGACUAUAUCUAUCGCACACCACUCCUUAAGUCGCGCUGCCUUGAUGACAUCGCGUCAUGUUCAGAACCAAGGCGGAAACCUUUUUCAACGUCAAUGCCGAUACCACCCAUCGAUAACACAGCAAAUCACAAGUCAACAUCCCACGUCCCAAAGUUUAAUCUCUAUUUCAAGUGCGAGAACUUUCAGCGGACAGGUGCAUUCAAAGCCCGGGGCGCCUUCUACGCCAUCUCGAGCCUGGUUGAUGAGUUGGGUUUGGAAGUGCUGCGAAGAAAAAGUGUCGUGACCGCCUCCUCGGGGAACCAUGCCCAGGGUCUUGCGUUGGCGGCAUCAACCUUUGAGGUGCCUGUUCUGAUUGUGAUGCCGAGGAACAGCAACCAGAGCAAAAUUCAAGGCGUCGCAGCAAGCAAAAGUGCUAAAGGAGAGAUCCUGUUCUGCGGCAGCUCAAACGAGGAAAAGAAAGCUGCCGUGGAAGUCGCAGUGGCCUCGUCAGGUGGCAUCUUCGUACCUCCUUAUGAACAUCCUGAUAUCAUUCUCGGUCAAGGAACUUGUGCCAAGGAGCUGGAUGAACAGUUCCGGGAACUUACAUCACCCGGUGCAUCUGAUCGGAUAUUGGAUGCAGUACUUGCCCCCCUCGGUGGUGGAGGACUUCUUGGGGGUAUUGCCACCUGGUUCAGUGAUAAACCACAGACCAAGGUGUUUGGGGCAGAGCCAUCAUUCGGCGGAGCAGACGACGCAGUCCGCGGUCUGGAAAAAGGAGAACGAAUUGCUCAGGUGUCGUCCUCGACUAUCGCUGACGGUCUGCGAACACCAGUCGGCGUGCUCAACUGGGGCAUCGUGAGCGACCCGAACAAAGUGGAGGGUGUAUUCGCUGCUGACGAAGAGGAGAUCAAGAUGGCCAUGGAACUGAUUUUUGAGAAGUUGAAGAUCGUCGUUGAACCGAGCGCCUGUGUCCCUUUCGCUGUGCUUCUGUUCAAUGAAAGGUUCAGAGACUUGGUGGCACAGCGACAGGUUGAGACUCGGGUGGGCGUUUGGAACGUGGCAAUCGUACUUAGCGGAGGCAACACCACGAUAGCUGCAGUCAGAGACGUUUUCAACCCUUGA
This is a messenger RNA of Ilyonectria robusta, 1170 nucleotides long. Its product is annotated as pyridoxal-phosphate dependent enzyme-domain-containing protein. Gene Ontology annotation, biological process: pyruvate biosynthetic process; L-serine metabolic process; D-serine biosynthetic process. Gene Ontology annotation, molecular function: ATP binding; pyridoxal phosphate binding; D-serine ammonia-lyase activity. Lineage: Eukaryota; Fungi; Ascomycota; Sordariomycetes; Hypocreales; Nectriaceae. The transcript is spliced from 2 exons. Bases 1 to 1170 code for a protein of 389 amino acids. The record is from RefSeq and is a predicted model, not a curated record.